GGGCCGCGCGCAGAGGGGCCGCGCGCCGGGGCGCGGGGGCGGCCGGGGGGCCGGCCGGGCCCGCCCCUCUCCUCCUCCUCCCUCCUCCUCCUCCGACCUCGGCCGCCCGCGAGCAGUCGGCUCCCCCGCGCCGAGUUUCCUGUUUAAGAUGGCGUCCCCCGUGGCAGCGCAGGCCCGGAAACUUCUGCGAGACCUGGCGCUCCGGCCCCCGCUGCUGGCGGCCAGGUCCCAGGCAGUGCAGUUAACCCCCCGAAGAUGGCUGAACCUGCAGGAAUACCAGAGCAAGAAACUGAUGUCUGACAAUGGAGUGAAAGUUCAAAGAUUCUUUGUAGCAGACAGUGCGAAAGAAGCUCUGGAGGCUGCUAAGAGACUAAAUGCAAAAGAAAUUGUUUUGAAAGCCCAGAUCUUAGCUGGAGGAAGAGGAAAAGGUGUCUUCAGUAGCGGUUUGAAAGGAGGCGUUCAUUUAACAAAAGACCCUCAAGUUGUAGGCCAGCUGGCUAAACAGAUGAUUGGGUAUAAUCUAGCAACAAAACAAACUCCAAAAGAAGGUGUGAAAGUUAACAAGGUGAUGGUUGCUGAAGCCUUGGACAUUUCCAGAGAAACCUACUUGGCCAUUCUGAUGGACCGGUCCUGCAAUGGCCCCGUGCUGGUGGGCAGCCCUCAGGGGGGCGUUGACAUCGAAGAGGUGGCCGCUUCGAAUCCAGAGCUUAUUUUUAAGGAAGAAAUCGAUAUUAUUGAAGGGAUAAAGGACAGCCAAGCUCAGAGGAUGGCAGAAAACCUAGGCUUCCUUGGGCCUUUGAAAAACCAGGCUGCAGACCAAAUUAAGAAGCUGUAUAAUCUCUUCCUGAAAAUUGAUGCCACUCAGGUGGAAGUGAAUCCCUUUGGUGAAACCCCAGAAGGACAAGUUGUCUGCUUUGAUGCAAAAAUAAACUUUGAUGACAAUGCAGAAUUUCGACAAAAGGACAUAUUUGCUAUGGAUGACAAAUCAGAGAAUGAGCCCAUUGAAAAUGAAGCUGCCAAAUAUGAUCUAAAAUAUAUAGGAUUGGAUGGGAACAUUGCCUGCUUUGUGAAUGGUGCUGGCCUUGCCAUGGCUACUUGUGACAUCAUCUUCUUGAAUGGUGGGAAGCCAGCCAACUUUUUGGAUCUUGGUGGUGGAGUAAAGGAAGCUCAAGUGUAUCAAGCCUUCAAACUGCUCACAGCCGACCCUAAGGUGGAAGCCAUCCUUGUCAAUAUUUUUGGCGGGAUCGUCAACUGUGCCAUUAUUGCCAACGGCAUCACCAAAGCCUGUCGGGAGCUGCAACUCAAGGUGCCCUUGGUGGUCCGGCUGGAAGUGGCUGCCCACAGUGCUGGGCCGAGAAAGAUGCUGAGACUGUAUCCCAGGUCAGCGGAAAAGAGCUCUGUGGUCGUCGUCUUCUGCAGUUUGUGGGAAAGGAGAGUAGGGGCACUCGAGCCAACUAUCAGCCACUGUUGAUUCAAAGAGAGCAAGAGUAGGUAGAAUUUUCUGUCCUGGAAAUACAGCGGCUUGCUGCAUCAGAAGUGGGAAGCAAGAACCGCAAGCUGGAGAAGUACAUGAUGAGGCCGGGUUCUUGUCCUCCACAGCCACAGCACCAGAAAUUUGGAUUGUAUGGAGCAAAGGUCUGCAGACUUUUCCUGUCAGUGGCCAAACUUGAGGCUUUGUGGGCCGUGUAUUCCCUGUUGCAGUAACUCACCUCUCCCGUUGAAGCACAGAAACAGCAUAGACAGUAUAGGAAUGGGGAUGACCGUGCCACGGUAAAUCUUUGUUCCAAAGACAGUGGGACAUAAUUUGCAGCCUGGUGUAGAAAAGAGACCAGCGGCAAGGCCUGGAAUUCUGGAAACUCCUCACGGUACCUGAGUCUAAAGCCUCCUCCAUCCUCAGCUCUGAAAGGUUUUUUAAAAGUCAAGAAAAAUGCGGUGAUACUAAGCUCUGAGAACCUAACAGCUCAAGGAACAGAUCAGCAGUGAGAUCCACUUGGCCAUUCCCCCCACGUAAGUACAGAAUCACAGAUAGUGACGCCAUGAUGUCACUUCUCAGGCAGCAUGGGAGCUCCAGGGUCAGGAUCACAGACAAAAGUCCCACACUGCCAAAAUUACCUUUGAAAAUUCCUGAAAUCAUGCCUAAGUUAGAAUAUACAUGAAUUGAAAGCCAUGCGGUAGACUCCAGGAAGGCAAAUCUCCCUAAGUCUGUGUCGAUGUUUUUUAUGAGAAAGGCUCUAUUCUGUUCUUUAUGAGAACAGCCCUAUUCCGAGCAGGUACAGAAUUGUAGGGCAUUCUGGCUUGCCAGAGGAUACAUUCCAUUCCAUACAUUUGUCUUAGGUUAACAUAUAUGUUGCUUUUUUGAGGGUUUACGUGGUUGAAAGUGAAAGUGUGAGCACCUAGCAUGCGCCCUCAGUGAAUAUAUGUUAGACUUGGUUCUAAAUCUGGCUUGCACACCCUUCUUGGAAGCACUGUGGAGAAGACCCUAGCCAUCGGCUUCCUGCCACUUGCGGCGGUGGUUCCUAUGGGCAUCAUGAGAAUAACACUCACACCCUCGGCGGUGGUUUCUUCUUACCCCGGGAGGAGAAGUCAUCAAGGAGAAUAGGUGUGCACAGGAUGUCUUUUGUCAUUUUUAAUUUUUCUAAAAUGUGAGGAAUCCAGGACAUUUCUGUAAGAUACUCUUCCAACUACAGUAACUUCCCAAGGUCGCUCAGCUUCUCGGUGACAGCCAGGUUUAAAAUCUCCAUUUCCUCACCUGUGAAGCAGGAAUAGAAAUAUGGCGGUCUCGUGGGGAUGUUGCAAGGAGAAGAUGAGUUUUACAGUAACCCAGACAGUCCCUGGCUCAGUAAACGUUGGCUGCCAUUAUUACUCGAGCUCUUGUUUGUAACUCCACCAGGGGGCACUCUGUGCGCCAAGCAGGGCCAGUCUGUGGGCUGGCAGCAAAGUGCCAAGCAAGGUGUUAGAUACUGGUUGCACAUCAUCUGUGGCAAGUGAGGACUGCUGAUGCAGCAGGAGUUUUACCUCUGAUUCUCAAUGAAUUAUUCCAUUUUUAGCAGUACAAUACCAAAAGACAUGUGAUAAGUUAUCUACAUUUACAUGUCACCAAGAAAAUGGGCCCCUUCUACCUGGUUGUCACUUGAAAGGAGAAUAAUGGAAGAGGAGCAAGGGCAAAAGGACAGUGACCAUUUUAGGAGGAAUCUGCUGCUCUGUGGAACCUGGUUUGUUUCCACUGACCUCCUUUCUCCCUGGGGUGGAGGCGGGGAAAGAUUUGAUUACUUAGAGCAGGGGUCGACGUAUUUUAGGAUUGAUGGGCCAUGCUGACUGUCACAACCGCUCAGCUCUGCCUUUGGUGGCACAGAAGCAGCCAUGGACAAUCUGCAAAUGAAUCACUUUGGCUGCAUUCCAGUAAAACUUUAUUUAUGGGCACGGAAAUUUGAAUUUCAUGUGACUUUCAUGUAUCACAAAAUAUUAUUCUUCUGAUUUUUUUCCAACUAUUUAAAAAUGUAACAACUAUUCUUAGCUGACUUAGAAUAGCCCUGACUUAGAACACCAGACCGAGAGUCAGUCCUGUACAUGGCUCGCUGAUCAUUUCACCAGAGCAAAUCACCUAACAUUUCCGGGCCUCAGUUUCCUCUAGUGAAAACAAGAGACUUUGAUCCUAAAGGACGCUUAGGAUUCCUCCUAGCGCUUAGACGCCAAGUUACACGGUUGUCAUGCAGCUUUGCAGUCAUACAAAUCUGUGUUCUCGCGUUGGCUUAGCCUUUGACUUGCUCGGAGACGUUGGGCAAGUGCCUCAGCCUCCCAGUGCCUCAGUCGUCUCAUCUGUAAAAUGGGGAUGAAGAUGAUGUCUUUUUUAGGGUUGCUAUGAAGGUUGAAGUGAUACGAUAAUUGUGAACCCCUUAACUCCUGUAUCCAACAAAUAUUUAUUGUACCUAGUGUAUAUGCGAUAAGUGCCAACUGUUGCAUUCUUAAAAAGCUCAAUUCCUGUUAUAAUAUUACUCUUUAUUUAUUUAUGAGAGAGGGAGCAAGAGGAGAGAGAGCACACACAUGAGCAGGGGAGGGGGUAGAGAGAGGGUGAGAGACAAUCAUAAGCAGAAUCCGGUUCAGCACAGAGAUCGAUGCAGAGCUCGAUCUCAUGAACUGUGAGAUCAUGACCUGAGCUGAAAUGAAGACGUGGAUGCUUAACCAACUGAGUCACCCACGUGCCCCCGCAAAUAAUGCUUUUUCAAAAAGCCUAAUUUCUCUAUACUUUUGACUAGAGAGUAAUUUUCUUCACAGCCCUGUGAUAAAAGACUGGCCUGAGUUGGGGGCAAGGGGCCCACCUUUUGAACAAAACCCUGUGAUUUCUGUCCACUACCAUGAUCUUCUCUCCCAGGUCAUGAAAGCAAAGAACAAAUUUUGAUAAAUUAACCUUCAUCUCUCUUUACAGCUCUCUCACUCCACCUGGUGGCAGGAAGUCAGUGGUAAAACAUGCACAAGUGGAGAAUUUUAAAAAUUUCAUAAUUAUUCUUUUUAUACUAUCCUCUAUUGGCAGAGCAAGACUUCAUUUUAGAAUCAUUCCCCUUUGAUUGUCUGUCUAUUGCCAUUUUUAAGGCACGCGUCGGGGAGAUAACCACUUAGCUUAGCAGCUUUCAGCAAGCAGAUGUUAAGAAGUACUUGAAGUUGAACCAACGUGAGUCAAUCAGUUAUCUGUACAGGUGGUUAUUAAAACUGUAGUCCUGCAGCCUCAUUAAAAAGCAAUGCAGCAUUUAAUAAUUUUUAGAACAUGUCAGCGGCGCUAAUUUAAAUGUGGGGAAGAGAUCAGUUUCCUUUGUAAUUGGGUACACAGGCAUAAACAUGGUCUUUGGAACUCUCAGUUCCGAGCCAGAGUUGAAAGUGGCUGUGAUGGUUCACUAUUUGGAAAUAAAGGCAAGCAAGGGGGUGGGUCGCAGGUGUCAGCCACUUGGUGAAUCCAGAAGAAACCAACCUUGAAUAUUCAAAGAACAGCAUUAAUGAAAGAAAUCCACACGACAGCAAGCGUUUGCCCAAGGCUUCCCCUGAUUCUCUUUUCUUUUCCAGGCUGCUGGUUUUCUUUCUGACCCUCUUCUCUGUGCAUUCCCCCUUCCCCUUCUAGCUGCUCUCUCCAUAGGAACCAGGCAGCAGGGUCUGUGGGCAGCAAGGCCUGCCCUAGCUUUGCUUCUUUCUCCCUGGCCUGUGGGCAGGAGAACCAACGAGGGAGAAACCAGCUUGGAAGCCAGGACAGGGUGCCGGCAGAGUCAGGGCAGGGGCUGGUGCCAUGGGACUUGGUGGGCUCACUUGCUUCCCUUGUUCUCUAUGCCUCUUUCGUGUGCCUUCCCCCUCUGGGAUAUUCCUUACUAUGUGUUCUCUCUCUCUCUCUCUCUCUCUCCCUCCUUCCCUCCCUCCUCCUCCCCCCCAGAACCAAGCCCUUUUCCUUCCCCCCUCCUCCCCGCCCCUCUCCUCUCUCCUUUUUCUCUUCUCUUCUUCUUCCUCUCCCUCUCCCUGUUGCAUGCUGGGGUUCUGAGUAUGCCUAGCCUGUGCUUAAUAAUUAAGGCUGUAAUUAAAGUGUAACUGGAAACAUAAUUAAAAUUCACUUUAAUGGAUCCUGGAAUUGUGAAGCAAUUAGGCAUUUUGCUAUGGCCCUGCAGGAGCAGCUGGAAGGAGAGAAGGGCCCAUUCUCCUGGGCUCUGCUCUACCCAGUCUCUUCCGGCCCCGCCCCCUGGUUGUUAACCUUGAGGAAGGCCUUCCUGUCCAGGAGGGACAGAGGAGUGGUGGCAGCUUGGAGUCUUCUAGGGCACCGCAUAGAGCCAGCUGCUGUUCAGCCCUUCUUAGAGAAAGAGGCCACCACAAAAGCCCCUGGAGAACCUGAGAAAACUCAGGAACAGUCACUCCUAAUUUCCCUCAGGUCGUUUGGGGCUUCUGUUUCAGUCCUAUUAAAAAAAUGGGUUAUUUGGGGGUGUCGGGCCAGCAAGGUGAUCAGAAAAGCUCCCACACCUCACCAACUCAAGCACACUUGGUAUGUAUGAGUGCAUCCACCGUCAUUCAGCCCAUCAGCAAGCCCGGGUUGUGUCGUGGAAACUGCACUGAGCGCAGAGAUCCUGGUGGGCCGGCCUGACAGAAUGUCAGCCUAGAUGAAGCUUGUGUUUGGUGGGGGCGAGAGAAGCGUCAGUGAGCAGUCCCAAUAGUGCUGUGAUUCCGGAAGUACAAGGUGGGAUGGAAGCUCACUUACAAGUCCUGCUCUAGUUUAGGGGCUGGGGGAGUAGUGACAAGGGAGGCAUCCCCAAAGACAUGCCAUUUAUUUUUAUUUCAAUUUAUUAUUUUGAGAGAGAGACAGAGACAGCACAAGACGGGAAGGGGCAGGGAGAGGGGGAGAAAAUCCCAAGCAGGCUCUGCGAUGUCAGCACAGAGCCCAGUGUGAAGCUCGAACUCACGAAACCAUGAGAUAAUGACCCGAGCCAAAACCAAGAGUCAGAUGCUCAACUGACUGAGCCACCCAGGCGCCCCAGGAAAUGCCAUUUAAACAAAUAUCUCAUGAACGUUUGGGUGUUGGCCAAGCAGAAGACAAGAGUUCUGGUUGGAGGACUCGAGGCCAAAGGUCCAGCAUGUCUGCGGGUUCACGGAUUUCUAAAUCGGUCGUUUUCCACCUUUGGGAAUACCUGAUGCUCAGUUAAGUCCUGAAGAAGAUGUUAAUUCAGGAACUGGUUUAGUUAGGUUUCUUGGUUGCAAGGAAGAGUGACUUGUUCCAGUAGUCUCAGAACCCUAAAACGGUCCACAGCCAGUCUGUAGCCAUGAAAAGAACCCAGGUAAAACUGAAUAAACAGUUCUCAGAAUGGACGGCAGCCAUAAUGAAGCCGGCCCCCAGGAGGAGGAGGAUGUGGUAUGGAGGCCAACCUCAGGAGCAGCGCUCCAGCAGCCUGUGCACUUGACUCCACCCGUCUCUGCAUGUUUGCGCUGCCUCUGUCUCACCUGCUUACUAACGGCUGACUAAGUCCUUUUCAUGCUACUGUUUCCCAUUUCGUGUGUGCUACCCAUUCAGAUUCUCAGCAGAGCAAACCUGACUGCACAAGCUAAUGGCCAUCGUCUGUAUUUGCACCACCCUUGGGUCAGGUGCAGUCAUCUUGGGAACAGUCCAUGUCUGCCUUGGGACGAAGAUCACCAUGUGGUCCCUCCUCGAGAAGGGGACAGUUGGUAGGGUCGGUGUAGCCAGGCAGGGAGGCUGGAGAAAGCAGACACCCUACUUGUACCCGAUCCUUGCUCUCAAGUAAUUUAUAGUAUCAUUGAAGUUUAGACGAUCUUGUGCGUGCAAAAGUGCCACAAAUUUUAAAUUGUAAAUUUGACUCCUCAAACAGGAGUCACCAGGAAAUCAAAGUAGAGUGGGAAGACCAAAGGAUUUUGAGACCGCAUCCUGCCAGUCACCAGGCCUUAGUGCUCUUGGCCAAGAAAUAAAUAAAUGAAUAAAAAGCACGCAUUUAUAAAGACCUGACUCACCAGGUCUUUUAGAACCACCAAAUUCACAAGUUCAAAGGCUCAAGGUAAUGUGGGAAGACUGGAAAACAGAUUAUUAUUUUUAUUAUUGUCAAUGUGAUGAUGACGAUAUCCUCUAUUUAUAAAGGUUGUCAUUCAUGGUUCAGCAUGGAUGUUUCAAGCAUUAGUUCCAGGAAUCAUUCAGACCAGUGAGAGAUCAAGUUCAGUUUUCAUUCAACUACUUCCUAACUAUUCCUAGCCAUGCUAGCUAGACUUCAGCCUUUAACUUACCUGUGCCUCAGUCCUCCCUUCUGUAAAAGGAGAUAAUAAUGGUAGCUCUCUCAGGGAUGCUAUUGAGUAGCAAAUGAACUAAUAGAACUGAACAUUGCAGGACACCUGCGAAGUUGCUGUUAAUGCUUUUGUUACUAUUACCACUCCUGUUGAUGCUGCUAAUUCUCGUACCGGUUCAGUUCCUCAGAGAGAACUUGACAGGCUUGGCUAAGAUCUGUGUUCACAGGAGGACUCUGUCACCAAAGGAAGGUAGUCAGAGAUGUAGAAUGUUCAGGGAGAUGAAUCUGCCUCUUGAUGCGUGGGGUUCUUGGAAGCUGUCUGUGUGGAGGCUGUUCUAAAGAGAAAGGAAAGAAGGAGAAGAGCCUUUCUGACCCAAAUUUAGAUUUCUUCCCUGGUGGAUUAGAGGACAGGUAGGCAGAGAACUCUAGUCUAUGUCUCUGUUGAAGGAGAUAGAGGUUUACAUAUUUAACUUUCAUUGACCUUCUGGUCCAAAGACCAGUUCCAUUCUGUGUCAGUCAGGACUUCGCUGCACACUGUGUCAUUAUUCCAUGAAAGCCCUACUUACGGAUUAAUGUCAGAAUUCCUUAGCCUAAUAUUCAACACCUGCCAUCGUCUGAUCCUCUGUUCUACUUUUCAACCUCUGGGACCUUGUCGAAACUUCUACCAUAUGUAUCAAAAUGAACACUGAGGUUGGAUUAAUGAAAUAAUAAAUCUUUACAUCUGCAUUAGGUAA
Messenger RNA from Felis catus (domestic cat), 8479 nucleotides. RefSeq names its product succinate-CoA ligase GDP-forming subunit beta (gene SUCLG2). The transcript has 11 exons. The record is from RefSeq and is a predicted model, not a curated record. Gene Ontology annotation, molecular function: ATP binding; succinate-CoA ligase (GDP-forming) activity. Gene Ontology annotation, cellular component: mitochondrion; succinate-CoA ligase complex. Bases 149 to 1471 code for a protein of 440 amino acids. NCBI's taxonomy places the organism in Eukaryota, Metazoa, Chordata, Mammalia, Carnivora, Felidae. Gene Ontology annotation, biological process: succinyl-CoA metabolic process; tricarboxylic acid cycle.